AUGGCGGGCCCUCAACGGCCCGAGGGACAGAGCCCCCCGCUGAAGAGGGGGAAGGCGGACACUGGGCCGAAGCCGCAGGGCCUGGAGUUCAAGAUCCUGGAGUCCCGGUGGCAGUACCGCGGACCAAAGUCGACGCCACCCAAGGACGCCGCCGGAGACCAAAGGCGACCGGAGGCGCGAAGGCCAGCUCCUGCCCCUGAGCCGAGCGCACCCGCGCCUGAGCCAAGCGCGCCGGCUAAACCGAAGCCACAGGCGCUGCCCUACCCUGAGCUGAGGGCAGCGGCUGCGCCCGAGCAGCCGGCGCCGGCCGAGCCCGCCCUGAGCCCUCCGAGGGCGGGGCAAGUGGCCACGGUAAGGGUGGCACCGACAUGGCAACAAUCAGGGACCCCGAGUGCCUCUGCUGAGAGGGCUCGCAGGGGACUCAGCGCCCGGCCGUCGUCCAGCCAGGCCGCAGAACGCCUCCCAGACGUGAUAGGAAGCGCCCAGAAGGUGAUCGAGCGGCUGGAGGCGGCCGUGGCGGGGGAGCGAGCAUAG
Phragmites australis (common reed) is the source of this 534-nucleotide messenger RNA. RefSeq lists its product as uncharacterized. The transcript has 2 exons. Bases 1 to 534 code for a protein of 177 amino acids. Lineage: Eukaryota; Viridiplantae; Streptophyta; Magnoliopsida; Poales; Poaceae. The record is from RefSeq and is a predicted model, not a curated record.